CAUCACGCUUGCUGGACGUACAACAUCUUGACAACGGCAAUACGUCGCACCUUCUAAGAAACUUCGUGAAAGUUUCGCGUUAUUUUUCAAUCUUUCGUACUUGAUUCAACCCAUCCAUCUGUGGCGCUUUUUUUGCCCGCCAACCGCCUAUCAUCAUGGAGGAAGUUAUCCUCGACGUCCGCGUCGAGGCGGGGAAAGCCGUUUUUGACGAUGAUUUGAUGCUAGAUGCCGGCGUGCAAGCCGACGAGCUUGUCUUAGAACUCGACGACCUACACGGCAAGGAAGACGAGUACCAGACGGUCGAUCUUGACGCUCAACCCGUCACAGCCGAUGUGGAAGUCGCUGUCGAUGGCCUCGAGGCGCAACCUAAUACGAACGAUGAGCAAGCAGAGGCGGCAGGUGACGCCGAGGAAGAUGCUCAGGAUGUCUCCAUGGCAUACGGUGAUGAGAUAGGUUACGAAGAGGAGGAGGGUGUCGCAGAAGAGGCUACUACGGAACACGAGCCCACAGAAACCACAGCGUCAAAAGCGCCGUCUGCAAAUGACGAGAAUCCCGAUCAACGUAAAUCGGAACAGGAAGCCCAGGACGUCCAGAUCGAUCUCGCUGAGCCCAAAAUGGGCGACGAUGCGGAAGAACAGCCGGCCGCUUGUGUUGAUCAGGAGGCUACUGAACAUGCUGCCGAGAUAAAAGUCGGCCUGGACGUCAAUGGUAUUGCGGCUGCCGAUGCUCCGGAUAUAGCGGUCUCAGAAGCUGAACAAGCGGACGAGGCCGUGAACGAGGGACACCAGCUCGAGGAAAGUCAGAGUGACCAUGACGAGGCCAUUGUGGAUGAUGCCGCAUUUAGCAUCACCGAUAUCACAGUCCAGUAUGAUGGUGGCAGUUAUGCCCUCUUUGGAAACUCGGACAUGGAUCCUGAGACCUACUUCCUUUCCGACACUGAGAUUGCAACCGCACCAUUGUCGGAACUACUUGCAUCUAUCCGCUCUGUCAUUGCCUCAGACUUGACACCCGGAGAAGAACUGGUUAUCGUUAUUGACUCGCUUGAUUUGAACUUUGGCGAAAGGUCCAGCAAGGACUUUUUGCAGCGCAGCUUUCAUCAGAUCAUUUACUGCUACAAUGUCCUUCUAGCUAAAGGAAUCGUUACAGAGACGUCCCUAACGCUCAAUCUUGUGGUCCGUCCGGACCCCGAGGGCCGGUUCUUGGAAUUGCUCGAGGAGGCAGGCAUCUGGAGUGGAGCUGACUACUCUCCCGAUUACUCAGAUGCCUCCGGGGAGGAUGAACAUCUGGAUGACGAUCAGGACAUUGAAGACUAUGAUGACAAUGAAGACCUCGAAAAUGGUGAUGAUCAUGAGGAUGUCCAAGAUUAUGAAUUCGAUGACCAAGAGCAUCAAGACGGGGAAGCCCAGCAAGAUCAAGAUCAAGAAGAGAAAGAAGACGAACAGCCAGAGGGCCUUGAGCUGACCGAGAAUGUCGAAAUUGCCGAGGAUGUCGAGGUUACCGAAGACCGAGAAGUCAGCGGGAAUGUAGCCGAGAAUGGGGAUGUUACCGUCUCGGCUGGAGACGUCCAGGAUGAGGCAUCAGAGGAACAAACAGAGCCUCAGGUCACCGCGGAUGUCCCUGAGAAUGAGCGUGAUACUGAGCAAUUCUCGCUAGAAGAGAACAUCGUUCAAGCUCCCCAAGCAGAGCCAUCUGCAGAUAUCAACGGGGAAAGACACAUUGAUGCCGGUGAAUCCUCUCACGGCCCUUCAGGCAUCGUUGAUGUUGAGCAUGAGAUGGAUGGUGAUAUCGGAGAGCUUCAGCCCAGCUUGGAGGAGACGACGGGCAGUGAUUUGGAGCAUGCUUCCGAAAUGAAGUCUGCCAUGGACGAACCUCAGCCGGAAAACGGUGAUCAUACCGAGGCUAUCGACGAGGAAGAGGAGGAGGAAGCUUAUGAUGAGGAAGAGUACCUCGAGCAUCAUGAAGAGGCCGAAGUCGAGGAGCAAGAGGAUCAUGAAGCUGAUCAUGCAGUGGGUGCGGAGGAGCUCGGCGAUGACUUGACUCUCAGGCAGACAUUGGACGACGGCAACUUCUCCCUCGAUAUCAUGGAGGGGUCUACUGAAGGUAACGCAGUGCUCGGUCUUGACGACAAUGAAACUGGUAAAUCCCCUUUUUUCUUUUUGUCAGCCACACACAACCCCGGCACACACAGCCACAUACACGUUUCGCGCUCAGGCGAAGCCAAGGAUGACGAUCUCAUCGACUACACGGACGAUGAAGGUCCAAUCCAUACCAUGCCUGGUCUCAAACGAAAGUCCGUGUUCCCAGACCUAGGCUUCGGGGCAAAGAAGAUGAGAUCCGAGCAAACGGAUGGGACAAUGCCGCCACUGCAUAGCAGGCCCUCGGACAAUGUAUCCGGCGGAAGCCAGCUUGCAGUUGAACUGCGACCAAACCAGUACCGCAGUCUCGCAGCGCCAUCCACUUUCCGCUCCGACUCACCUUGCACCGAGAAAUCUAACAGCCCGGUCAACUUUGCUGCACCUCACCCGGGCCGUGGCGGUCGUUUUCAUUCCCACAAAGACUCCGAUUUAAGCGUCACCUUCUCUGCUUACGACGAUGCUGACAUGCCCUAUCAAGAAAACAACGACACUAGUACUUCGCGCAAUCCGGACUCUGCCGCCAUGCAGGACCAGUACACUGACGACGGCCACAACAUGGGCGACUAUACUGAAGUAGAAAACGCGGUCGAGGUCGAGUACACCCAUGAGACAUCGCAUCUCACAAUCAACACCACCGACUCCAAGGACCAGACUGAAGAAGGUGCCCAUGACUUCACAGCCGAAGAACCCGCCACCCACACGAGCACAACCAAUACCAUGAGCGGCGACGAGAUUGACUACGACGAACACGAGGAACAGGAUGGCUCGUUUGAAACAGAAGACCAAGUCCAGGAGUCCAGCAACGCUCAGGGUGACGACGACGAAAUCGGAUGGGGAGAUGAUGGAGAUGAGGACAGCAAUGAUUCAACACAGCAGACCACAACCUCUCAAGAUCAACCGCCCCUCACAGCAAAGAGAGGUCGGACUGAUGAUCUGGAUGAGGAAGCCGAAGAGGCCGAUGUCAAGCGUCGUCGGACCUGAUCGGUAAUCUCUGGCUUCAAAUGUAGCAUCGCUCCAACACCUCCAUGCCCCGAUUUAAGCUUCCCAGCCCAUUUCCCCCCCUUCCCCUUCC
This is a messenger RNA of Neurospora tetraspora, 3207 nucleotides long. RefSeq lists its product as uncharacterized. The record is from RefSeq and is a predicted model, not a curated record. NCBI's taxonomy places the organism in Eukaryota, Fungi, Ascomycota, Sordariomycetes, Sordariales, Sordariaceae. The transcript has 2 exons. Bases 156 to 3116 code for a protein of 986 amino acids.